CUACGACUAUGUUGCCCUGCGCUACACACCCGCGGAGCUGCGCAUCCACUUUGAUAAGCUCGGCUGGAACCGAGUUGUCGCUUUCCAGACUAGGUACUUUCAUCGAACGUAACCCUGUACGGCCGUGUAUUAACGGUCAACCGCAGAAACCCCAUGCACAGAGCUCACCGUGAGCUGACCGUCCGUGCGGCUCGUGCUCGCCAGGCCAACGUCCUGAUCCACCCCGUUGUCGGUCUUACCAAGCCCGGUGACAUUGACCACUUCACCCGUGUCCGUGCUUACCAGGCUCUCUUGCCCCGCUACCCUAACGGAAUGGCAGUCCUUGGUCUGCUGCCCCUUGCCAUGCGUAUGGGUGGUCCCCGUGAGGCCAUCUGGCACGCCAUCAUCCGUAAGAACCACGGUGCUACCCACUUCAUCGUCGGCCGUGACCACGCCGGUCCCGGUAAGAAUUCCAAGGGCGAGGAAUUCUACGGGCCGUACGACGCCCAGCACGCUGUCGAGAAGUACAGGGACGAGCUGGGUAUCGAGGUUGUCGAGUUCCAGCAGGUCACAUACCUGCCCGACACCGAUGAAUACAAGCCCAAGGAUGAGGUCCCUGCCGGUGUCAAGACCCUGGACAUCUCCGGCACUGAGCUUCGUAAUCGCCUCCGCACUGGUGCCCACAUUCCGGAGUGGUUCUCCUACCCCGAGGUUGUUAAGAUCCUGCGCGAAUCUAGCCCCCCACGCGCCACCCAAGGAUUUACCAUCUUCCUUACUGGUUACAUGAACUCCGGCAAGGACGCUAUUGCUCGUGCUCUGCAGGUCACCCUGAACCAGCAGGGUGGUCGUGCAGUCUCUCUCCUUCUGGGUGACACUGUCCGCCACGAGCUCUCCUCGGAAUUGGGCUUCAGCCGUGAGGACCGCCACACCAACAUUCAACGUAUUGCCUUCGUUGCCAGUGAGCUGACAAAGGCCGGUGCUGCGGUUAUUGCUGCUCCCAUUGCUCCUUAUGAGCAUUCUCGGAAGGCCGCCCGUGAGGCUGUCUCUCAGCACGGCUCCUUCUUCUUGGUCCACGUCGCUACUCCUCUGGAAUACUGCGAGAAGACCGACAAGCGCGGCAUCUACGCCAAGGCCCGUGCCGGCGAGGUCAAGGGCUUCACUGGUGUUGAUGAUCCUUAUGAGACUCCUACCCGCGCUGAUCUCACUGUCGAUCUCUCUAAGCAGACUGUUCGCAGCAUUGUCCACGAGAUCAUCCUUCUGCUUGAGACUGAGGGCUUCUUUGACCGCGCUUAAAGGUGUUUUGGGAUGGAUUUCUUGUUGUCAUGAAGUUUAGAGGGACUUUGAACUGAAUAUUGGAAAGAUAUCAUAGAAUGUAUUGCUUUAAUGGACUAUCUUUGAUUCCCUAUGAUGUCACUCAAAGUUUACUAAUAUGUAUACGGGAGCGCGUCCCGUCACAAUCGGCAGGACGUGAUAGACAUGAUGCCACUGUUACUACCGAAAACCGUAGUCCCUGUGUUUCUUUGCUAAAACUUCGACUGUCAUUGUUUCUGUAGUACUUUUGAUUGCCAUUGGUCUGGUUGCAUCGGCAUUACUUGCACUCCGCAAUUUAUGCAAACAGUGCAAACAGACUGGUUGAUCUCCAACCGCAGAAAAGCGGAAUUGACGGUCCUCGAGAACAUCUCGACACAAUACCUACAA
This is a messenger RNA of Aspergillus alliaceus, 1677 nucleotides long. It is a transcript of the gene sC, whose product is annotated as sulfate adenylyltransferase. The record is from RefSeq and is a predicted model, not a curated record. The coding region runs from base 154 to 1272 and encodes 372 amino acids. Gene Ontology annotation, molecular function: ATP binding; sulfate adenylyltransferase (ATP) activity; adenylylsulfate kinase activity. Lineage: Eukaryota; Fungi; Ascomycota; Eurotiomycetes; Eurotiales; Aspergillaceae. Gene Ontology annotation, cellular component: cytoplasm. The transcript is spliced from 2 exons.